GUGCGGCCCGGACUUGGUCUAAUUUAAGUACUACGAACAGCAGGCAGCGUCGGGGCAGCAGUCAAAGAGAAAGUCACCGACGCCGGAGCAUUUUCCCGGCGAUCUACGCCACCGUCCGGCCAGCUGACGACCUCAAGGAUCACUCUUCGCCGCUAACUCAGCUACGAUUUUCAGUGAAAAAAAUGGAAAUUGAACAAGAAUUAGAGUGGCUUGAGGCGCAGAAGAUUGUAAUAAGUGAAAAUAUUGUCUCUGUAGCCAAACAGCAGCUACAAUUCCUUGCAGCUGUUGAUAGGAACCGCUGUCUCUAUGAAGGCCCCGUUCUACAAAGGGCCAUCUAUAGGUAUAAUGCUUGUUGGCUUCCUUUGCUUGCCAAACAUUCUGAGUCCCAGAUUUCUGAAGGACCUUUGGUUGUUCCUCUUGACUGUGAAUGGGUUUGGCACUGUCAUCGACUUAAUCCUGUGCAAUACAAAUCUGACACUGAGAAAUUAUAUGGAAGGGUACUUGACAACUAUAAUGUUGUGUCUUCCAUACAAGGGAUUUCAAAAGAGGAGACUGAAGAAAUUUGGAAUGGAUUGUAUCCAGAAGAGCCUUAUCACUUAGACCUUACUACACCAUUUUUGGAGGAUGUCUCUGAAAAAUUUUCUGCUGCUGAAAAAUUCAUCAAGUAUGACCUGGCUACAGCUGUUAAAAGGCAGAGGCCUUUUUUCUAUCAGGUAUCCAGGCCCCAUAUGAACAAUGAUCUCUUUCUUGAAGGAGCUGCUGCCAGAUAUAAGGGUUUUUUGCAUCUAAUCAAGAGAAACAGGGAGAAUUCCUUAAAAUGCUUCUGUGUUCCAACCUAUGACAUUGACCUCAUCUGGCAUUCACACCAGCUGAAUCCGGUUUCUUACUGUAAAGAUUUAACAAAAGUACUCGGCAAGGUAUUAGAACAUGAUGACACAGAUUCAGAUAGAACGAAGGGUAAAAAGCUGGAUGUUGGGUUUUCAGAAACUACCAAGCAGUGGGAGGAGACAUUUGGUUCAAGGUACUGGAGGGCAGGGGCAAUGUAUAGAGGAAGUGCCCCAUCUCCUCUACCAAUUUGUCCUUGCCCAUCUGAUUUUUUGAGUAAAAAGGUAGUUGCAUCGAAUGGGUGCAAGAAAAUAAUUCAGCUUCCUGAGGUGAAGUUUGUGGAGGUUCUUUUGGAGAUUGUGGGAGUCAAAAACUUACCAGAGGGGCACAAAGGAAGCCUCUUUGUCUCCUUCAGAAAAAAAAAACCUGACAUAUUCUUCAAUGCUACGCGGAGACUGACUAUUUUGUCCGAGUCUGGGGAGAAACAGGUUGCUUCUUUCCAGUGUGAACCCACUGGAGAACUGCUUUUUGAGCUCAUGUCACACGCACCUUCCAACUUAUCAAUAUCAAGGCCAUCCAAAGCAAUGGGUUGCACUUCAGUCUCUCUGCAGGACCUCUUGGCCCCAGAUUCUAAACUCUACCUGGAAAACUGGGUGGCAUUGGUACCCAGUUCUGGCAAAGUGAGCCCCAAUCCAAUCUGCCUGAGGAUUGCUGUCUCAAUCACUGUUCCUGCCCCAGCACCACAUGAUCUCCGCAUGGUUCGCUCUCGGCCCUUCUCAAAGAGUUCUUGUUUUUUCCCUCUACUUGGAAGGGUUCAAGAUGCUAAGAGCUGGACGCAUGUGAUUGAUGAUGCUGGCAGCGAGGUCAUCAGCCUCCAAAUGAGGGAUUCAAAAAAGGCAAAGGACAAAAGAGGAAAUGAGUCCAUGUUAAGCAAAGAGGUUGUUGGCCUUACCAAAUUUGGUGAACCUUGCACUCUUGCAGAGUUUGUGGGGAAUGGAUGGUCAUUGUUGGAUUCUCUAUGGUCACUGCAGCUUCAACCUAAUUCCAGUGAUAUCCAUAUUUUUGAGCUGACAGGAAGUAGGACGGUGAAAAUUUUCCCUGGCAGAAAGCUGGAAUAUGAACACACACAUUAUGAAAAGCGGAGACAUGAACUUGACUUCUUUACUGCAGUUGAAUUCACAGCUGAAGAUCCACAUGGCAAAGCAGUGGCAUUGCUUGAUUUGAAAUUUGGUUUUCUUAAGGUAAAGGAAGAAUGGUUUGUGCUGCCUGGGAUCACCCUGGCCUUUAUACUUUCCAAUGUUCUGAGCAAGGAGGGAUAUAAUGGCUUUGUUGGUGGAGAAAUCAUGAAGGGAACCGAAAAUUCAGAUGGCAAAGUUAAUGUAUGCUGCGAGGAAAACCACAAAGCUAGCCAGACUGGUAUCGUAGCAAGGGAAGUGGAGUUGAAGACCAAGGCAACUGAAGGAAGCACAGUAAUGCCAGAGGGAUGCAGUUCACGCAGUGGUGUCUGUGAAGGAGCAUGUGGCAACAAGUAUGCAAAUGCAGUGCUGGAGAGCGGCGGCUGUGGUGGCUGUGGGAGCGGUUGUGGUGCAGGCUGUGGUGGAGGGUGCGGAAACAUGGCUAAGAGUGCUGGCUGUGGAGGUUGUGGAGGCAGUGGAUGCGGAGAUACAAUCGAAACUAGCGGCUGUGGUGGUUGUGGCGGCAGUGGCUGUGGUGACGGGACAUCAGCAAACGGAAGCCAUGCAGGUAACCCCUGUGCUGAUGAACGCCCGGUGUUGGUUCCGGUUCAUGCAAAUGAGGCACUAGUUGCCUGAUUUUACAUUAUGUAAUGCCAGCAUAAACCCCACCAAGGUUUAAUUUCAUAUCGCUUGUUAGGUUCCUUUGUGUAGCGUUUAUUUCCCACAAGGAUGCACAAAGUUGUGGGUGUUAUCUUUGUAUGGGCUGAAGGGUCAUGCUUGGGUUUUCUGUUAACAGUUUUCUAUGUUGCAAUGGUUAAUGGGCGGUGUGGGCGUCUGCUUCAUCCAGUCCACGGCUUGAAUAAUUGUUCAAUGCUCAAUCUGUACGCCAAUAAAGCCCUCUUCAUUAAUCUGAUGGUGUUUAUGUAUGGAUGUAUGCAUUUAUGAUCAGUGAAAUAAAUUGACUUUUGCUGGCAUUAUUGAACAGUGAAAUAAAUUGACUUUUGCUGGCA
Malania oleifera is the source of this 3010-nucleotide messenger RNA. Its product is annotated as glycine-rich domain-containing protein 1-like. Bases 183 to 2636 code for a protein of 817 amino acids. The record is from RefSeq and is a predicted model, not a curated record. The transcript is spliced from 9 exons. Lineage: Eukaryota; Viridiplantae; Streptophyta; Magnoliopsida; Santalales; Ximeniaceae.